Rhipicephalus microplus (southern cattle tick) is the source of this 4543-nucleotide messenger RNA. RefSeq names its product tumor protein p53-inducible nuclear protein 2. NCBI's taxonomy places the organism in Eukaryota, Metazoa, Arthropoda, Arachnida, Ixodida, Ixodidae. The record is from RefSeq and is a predicted model, not a curated record. Gene Ontology annotation, cellular component: nucleus; autophagosome. Gene Ontology annotation, biological process: autophagosome assembly; positive regulation of DNA-templated transcription.
GCCUCAGCUGUGUGUUCACUGUGCGAGAGUCGCUAGCUGACGGAACGCUUUGUUGUGGCACCUACUGACGCUGUUUUUCGAGUACUAAAUGCAUUGCAAGUCCUCCUGCUGACCAGUGCCGACUGCUGCCUUCGCUAGGAACAUCAUUUUGACAAGGGUAGAGCUCUUAAAAGUCAUCAAAUACAUUGUGCAUCCUGAGUCAUGUUGAGCGGCAUUGCUAGCUAUUUUCUCAAUGCCCCGCCUACUCCAACACCUGAAGAUGAUGUCAACUACCGAACCAUGGAGGCUGAAGAUGACUGGUUGCUUGUUGAUGUCACAGAUGAGGAUAGUCCACUAUUGGAAGCACCAUGUGAGCGACCACGCAGCCUUCCCACUACCUUGCACGUGGCUGUGGUGGACUCUUCUCAGGAGGCUACACCACCAUCGAGUCCCUGUCCUAUGGACGGAAGUUGGUAUGUGACACCUCCGCCGUGCUUUGUGGCACGGCGGCCAGUGCACUUGGAGACGUCCCCUCUGGAGAACCUACUCAUUGAGCACCCAAGCAUGAGUGUGUAUGGACCACCAUGUCUGCGGGGUGCACCACUGACUCCCCCGCCUUCCCCACCACCCAGCACUGCCGUCCCGGCCAGCCGCGCUCUGCCUGGUCCCAGGCCGGCCGCAUUGGCUGCUAGAGUGGGUUGGCUGGAGCAACUACGACCAAGUCAGCGUAGCCAAGUGCAGCGAGAACAGCGACAAUUGGGUCGAGGCCAACUGGAGCGGCAGAACCGCACAGUGCAAACUGGCAACCGACACCCCAAACGUCGUGAUCGCACUGCCGCACGCCGCUCAGGAGCGAACAACAACCGCAAGUGCUAACUUGUCAUUACUACUACAAAGAGACUCUGCUUUUGGCACUUGCACAAACGGAGGAAGAAAACAAGAGGACAAAUGUGGUGGGGACUGGUGGGGCUUACGAAAUCUACUGUUACUUCACUGGCUUGCCUAAAAAGACGAAGAAAAAGUGAAAUGUUGUGGCCGGGAGCAGGCUUUGUGCAUGUCACAGGCUCUAUGCACACAGUGCAGAUUCACAUUUGUACUAUUUUGGAAAUCUUAAUUUUAAAGUGAGCAGAUGGAUUGAUCUGCCUGUGUAAGAAAGAAAAAUAAUUUUUAAAAACUUAAGGAAAGUAUGUUUGACUGAAAUUUUUACUAAGGAAACAGCACAGCAUUUAAACACUGCUUGAAAACAGAAGCUAACACUCUCCUAAAAGCAUUCAUGUCAGAAGUGCCAGUGACCAGUUUCAUGAAUUUGAGACAUUUGAUGAGCCCCAGAGGAUUUUCUUGUUUUUUGGAACUACUGUGAUUGUAAACGGAAGUCUGACUAUCAUUACUGUAGUGACAUCUCCCAUAGUUGAAACAGGUUGGCACCAUAUCACAGAAAGAAAUCUGUUCUAUGUUUACAAACAUGAACCACUGUGUUGGGCAAUGGUUCAUGUCAGAAAAAGCUCUUAUUACAUUUACUUAACAUGAUUCGUGUUCAGGGCCAACUACACAUAGUGCUCAGAUAUGUGCAGAGAAAGAUAAUUACUGUAGUUAUCACACGGGAAACUACAGUAGCUACUUUUACUCAGCUGAAGAAAAACUCUAUAAGCAGAACAAUUCACUACAGUAGCAAGUGUGUAGCAUUGUUUUUAGGCUUGUGCAAAUAGUGAAUUUUAGGUCCGAAGUGAAUUCAAAGUGAAUAGUGAUUUUGGUUGAAUAAUUUCAAAUCAAAUUCGAACAGAUAUAUGACAUAUAAAAAAAAUGGGUAUAUUAUCAUGAGCUAACUAACCUUCACAAUAUGUUUGAAAAAUUGAAAUAAGGCGUCUAUGCAAAUGUCUUUUUUUUUCCUUCAUAAAAAGUCGAAACAACUUUGAGUGGUAGCAGGAUUUUACUUUCAAUAGGAUACGAGUAAUUACCUGUAAAAUACAUAACAUUUUAAAAUUUAUACCUAGGGUAUAUAAGCCGUCAUAACAAUCUUUUUAAGCUUAAAAAAUGAUGAAUCGAUUUGACAAUAAUAUUUCAUUUAAAGGAACCCCGCAACACUUUUUCAAGAAGCCAUGGAAUGGACUCACUAAAGAAGCUAUGCCUCAUGAAUUCAUUGUAAAUAUUUUUAGAAUCCGUCCAGUAUGAGCAGAGUUGCAAAGAUUUGUAGCACGCUGCAAUUGCAUUUUGUCCUCUCGUCCCGGUGAAAGCACUGGAAGCUAAGCAAGAAUGGAUGGCACGGGGAAAGAAGAUACAUCACGUACCUCGUGAUCUUGAGCACUUUUUCUUUCUUUUUUUUUUUUUUUUCCGAAUACACGGCUUCUAAGUGCGAUUGCCAAGUGGCGGCUUCCCACGAUGGCUCCAGUAAGAAUAGAGCGCGCCGUGCUCAAAUCAACCAAUGGCCGAUACAACGGAUGGGACAAAUGAUUUAUGAGCUUGUGGCGUCAUUUACCGAGAGAAGAGAGCCAUCUUUAGCUGACUUCGAUUAUUUAUCGUGAAUUGCAGGCCACGUGCUUUGCUAUAAUAGUUGGUUCGCGUGUUCUUGGUGGCCUCAACCACCGAUCGGCAGCGUUUACUGACCAAGCUCAAAAAGUGUUGCAGGGCCCCUUUAAAUGUGAAGUGAAGCUUCACUGCAGAGUGAUUUUUUUUAUUAUGUGUUUUUACUGUUUAGCAUUCUUACACUGCAGUGAAACCACCUUUACAAGUGGUUACAUGCGGAAUUAUAUACACCUAUUCGUUCAUUGCGAAUACUUCAAAAUUUUCGAUAAUUUAAAUUCGAAAUGAAGCAAAAUCAAAUACUCUACUAUUGUUCAAAUAUUCAAAGCAUUAGAAUAUUUACACAAGCCUAAUUGUUUUAAAUACGUAGUGUAUCUAAAGUAGGGUGCAGUAUGCUGUUUUAUUGGGAGACGCACACAGAUAUUUGUUUGCUCCUAUUGUGAAACUGGUGUUAUUUUGUCAUUUGUAUUUGUGUAGUUUCUUGUGUCAUAUAGUGUUUAAAGACAUACUUUUUGUGAAUAUUUUUACAGCGGUUUUUUUAAACUAGUGAUACAAACAUUUUUUUAAUUAGAUUUUUUGCUGUAAAGUGUUCUUGAUAUAGAAUUUUGUCUCCAAAAUUUUAGUUAUUUCUUUUUCAAAAUCUGUUAAUUAUGAACAUUUAAUUCCAGCCCAUUCUGUUAAAAUUGUUCUUUGUGACAACUUUAUAUUAGACAUGAUGUAAAUGUGCAUUGAUGUGCAUAGAUGCAAAGCUCCAUAAUAUAACAAUAUUACUUCAGCAAAGGACUUGCGCACAUAUUUCGGUGCCAAUGCAUACUGCAACAUGAAAAAACUGCACUUUUAUGUCUCUUGGUAUGAUGAAAUGAUUUUGAAGAAUUCACACUUCUUGCCAUUUUGUUCAAAUUUUGCUAUCAUUUAUCAUCUGAAAACAGGAUAUCUGAGCGCAAGUUUUCUUCAAAGUAGAAAAAAAAUGUGAAGUUACACUUGUUAAGAGCUACUAUCUUUUGUAAGCACCCUUCCCAUAUUUAAUUUGCAUUUGUCUUCAGACUACCUUGCUGUUCUUUACAUAAAGAUUUGCAAGAGUAUCAUAUGCAACUGCAAGUAACACAUGGAAGCAAAGAUCUCAGCAGGUAUUUUUUUUUCCAGUUUUGUCAGUCUUGUUGUCUCCUCCUUGAUUCGUUGACCUCAUGUAUAGCAUAAAUCUUGAUACUGGUUACUUAAAGCUCUGCUAAAAAGUUAUGCACUCCUGCAUUUCAAAAAGUAACUGAGGACAGUGUGCUUAUGUUAAAGUCACAUUUUUUCAUUGUGCACCACUCUAGUGCAAAUAAAUUCAAAUGAAUCUAAAGCAUCUGUGAGGCAGUGUCUCAAACAUUGGACCUGUAGAGACAAGAAUCUGUACAUAUAUAAAUACCGAGAAAAACUGAUACUCUCACUGUAUAUAUAACGAGCUUUUUAUCAUGCCUCGAUGCUAAUCAGGGAGAUUGAAUUCUGCCAUUGUUGCAGUCUUCCCAUCUGCCCUAUUGUUAAGAGUAUAUAUGGUGACUGGAUCACCUGGGCUGCUACAGAGACGGCAAAAUAAGUAUCUGUAAGGCACUAAGUCAUCUGAAAGCUGUAAAGACCACAUUGAGAGCCAUCUCACUCUCCUUUUCAGGGGAGCUGUAUAACCAUAGUCUGUUGCUAUUUGCACCAAAAUUUGCUUUGUUUUCUUACUUUAGUUAGUUUGUACAUUCUCUAGGGCACUGAGCCUGUUUUAAUGUAUACAGGUAAAGAACCUAAAUGCAUGAUUUCCCUGCACCCCCAUUUACCUGCCCACAGAAAAGAGAACUCAAAGGUGUAAAAAAAAGUAAAAGAAUAAGCAUGAAAAAAAAAACAACCUAUGUAUCAAUAAAAGCUUGGUAGUGCAUGCUGGUAUGUUGAACUAGCAAGAGAAAAAAAAAAAACUUGGAUGUUUUAGCUUUGUAACCUUGUGCACGUAGGUCGCAAGAAAUACAUAGCUACAAAACAACAAAAAAAGACAUAAAAGCUCAAAAAUGCGUGGCAAAAUAAAAAA